Molecule: messenger RNA, 2104 nt
Organism: Ostrea edulis (European flat oyster)
Lineage: Eukaryota; Metazoa; Mollusca; Bivalvia; Ostreida; Ostreidae
Product: zinc finger MYND domain-containing protein 10-like
Exons: 13
Coding region: 191-1546 (451 amino acids)
Biological process (GO): inner dynein arm assembly; motile cilium assembly; outer dynein arm assembly
Cellular component (GO): cytoplasm; centriolar satellite
Source: RefSeq, a predicted model, not a curated record
AUAUUAAUGAUUUUUUUAAUAUAUACACGGUAUUUUUUAUUCCUAUCAAGGGAGAGAAUUAUUACUUUCUUUCUUUUUCUUUUUUUUAAGUUCGGGUUCGAUAUUUAUCAUUGGCCGGAAGUUUACAACAAGAACUCGCACGUUGGAAUUUGUUUUGUUGUGGAAUGUUCAAGAAUUUUAUACUCCAACCAUGAAUUCAGACGGCAGCCACGUUCUUUUAUCUGUAGAAGCAGAAGCUUAUGUCGAACAUUUAGUGAAAUUUGGCAUAAAGGAUAUAGGAGGAAGAAGUUGGAGCAGGCAACAUGAGAACAUGGAGAAGCUGAACAUGCAGGCUGUUCUGAAUGCCACGGCUCAGGAGGACGAAUUCAUCAAGGAUUUCCUCAUCUCCUGCGGCAAAGUGGAGGUUUUGGUCCAUGAUCUAAUAUUAACAGAAGUUUGGAAAGAGAAGGUAUUCUCAGAGCUUGUAAAUAUGGACUUUGAGCCCAAGACUACUUUUCCUCUAUACAUGGUGCUGUACCACGAAGCCACAGCUGUCAAUCUGCUAGAAACCACCAUGUUCUACCGGGAGACCUGCGAGUCAGCCGAGGACAGCAUGGCGGAUCUUGUAGAUUACUGUUACAGACGCCUCACACAGCUAGUGACCAGUUCUGAGAAUGCUGAUGAAGAUGAAGAGAUGAAUGAUCCAAAGCUGUCCCCGGAAACUCACAGCGGCAACCUGGAGGAGCUGCAGAAACAGGAGAAGAAAUUGAAUUUUGAAAUUUGUAUGAAAUCUGUCUCCCUUCUGCGGUACAUCACAGACAAUUUGGACAGCUUACCUCUUAGUGUGAUGACCCGGAUGUUGAAUACGCUGGACAUCCCUAUUCUGUUGGUUCAGCUGUUAGAAACACCGCCUUGGACCAGAAGGAAAGAUGCAAAAAUAUAUAAGUUCAUUGACAGUAAGUGGCAGGAGUUGGACUACCAAGAGAGUUUUAAAAUCACAAAGAUUGAGGGGCAGAUUUGGCUAGCUCUGUACACACUGCUGAUGAAUGGGAAAUGUCAACAAAAAUAUGACCUCAAUACAAAUAGGAAAAACAGCAUUCUUAAGUUGAGGUCCUAUCUGACUGAAGUUAUGUUGGACCAACUUCCGAUCCUAGUGGAAAUGCAGAGAUAUCUUGAACAGCUUUCAAUGAUGGACAUCCCUGCCCCCUCCAGGGAACUUAUCCUAGAACAGGUACCUGAGGUUAGGGAAAACAUUCUCAUGGAAAACAAAGGAAAGUGGAAAAAGAUUGCUAAGAAACAGUCCCAGACCUACUUCAACCCCUCAGAUAGUGAUGUCAAGGCCCAGGCAAAACGAUGGGCCGACACGUACAACUUUGACGUUUUGGAGGGACUACUAACGGAGCCCCCUAAGUGUGCCGUGUGUGGGGCGGAGGCCACCAAAAGAUGUUCACGCUGUCAGAACGAGUGGUACUGUAGGAGAGAAUGCCAGGUUUCCCACUGGAAGAAGCACAAGACUGCAUGUGAUCUCAUAGUUGAGACCACGGAAUCUGUGAAAGCUAAAGGAUAACGAGGACAGCCAGAACAAGGGAGAUAAUUUAUUUUCUGAAAACGAACUCAUGUUUACCACAAGUUCCAUCAUCAUUUCUGUGAAGCAUGCAUGAUACAGAAGAAGAGAGACUAAUGUGAUUACAUGUGUAGAUGAUAACUGUGUGCCGUAGUCUACUUCAGUGUACAGAUCAUUUCUUGUUAAUGACGUGUACAGAUCGUUUCUUGUUAAUGACUUGUACUUGUUAAUGACGUGUACAGAUCGUUACUUGUUAAUGACGUGUACAGAUCGUUACUUGUUAAUGACGUGUACAGAUCGUUACUUGUUAAUGACGUGUACAGAUCGUUACUUGUUAAUGACGUGUACAGAUCGUUACUUGUUAAUGGCGUGUACAGAUCGUUACUUGUUAAUGACAUGUACAGAUCGUUACUUGUACAGUCGAACAGCCAAGCUGGGAUGUCCAAGCUACGUACAUAUUGUACGUUCUGUUGAGAAGUCAAACUCUCAAUUCUUCAUGAUGUGCAGUAAUUUAUUGAAAAUAGAAUUGAUAUUUACGUGAAUUAUAUUUUAUUCAUUUUA